AUGGAGAACCUCUUUGAGAAGGCCGAGGGCUUCCUUCAGUCCGAGCAGGGCCAGAAGCUCGCCAGCCAGUACGGUGGUCAGAUCAAGUCUGCCACCGGCAUUGACGUCUCGUCGUUCACCGGCGGUGGCUCGUCGCAGCAGAACCAGAACCAGAACCAGGGCCAGCAGCAGUCGUCGUCUUCGGACUCGUACGGCUCUAACCAGAACCAGAACCAGGGCGGCAACAACAACAACAACAACAACAACUCGUCGUCGGACUCGUACGGCUCCAGCAACAACAACAACAACUCGUCGUCGGACUCGUACGGCUCCAACAACAACAACAACAACUCGUCGUCCGACUCGUACGGCUCCAACCAGAACCAGGGUCGCCAGAACCAGUCCUCGGGUGGCUUCAACUCGUCCUCGGACGACAACAGCUACGGCCAGCAGGGCGGUCGCCAGAACCAGUCGUCGGGCGGCUUCAACUCGUCCUCGGACGACAGCAGCUACGGCCAGCAGCAGGGUGGCCGCCAGAACAACCAGUCGUCGGGCGGCUUUGGUGGCAACAACAACGACGACAGCUACGGCUCGUCGAACAACCAGUCGUCGUACGGCCAGGGCCAGCAGUCCGGCGGUCGCCAGCAGGGUGGCCAGGGUGGCUACGGUGGCAACAACAACGACGACAACGACUCGUACGGCUCGUCGGGUCGCCAGCAGGGCGGCCAGGGCGGCUACGGCGGCAACCAGCAGUCGUCGUACGGCGGUCAGCAGGGUGGCCAGGGCGGCUACGGUGGCAACGACAACAACGACUACUAA
Molecule: messenger RNA, 798 nt
Organism: Apiotrichum porosum
Lineage: Eukaryota; Fungi; Basidiomycota; Tremellomycetes; Trichosporonales; Trichosporonaceae
Exons: 10
Coding region: 1-798 (265 amino acids)
Source: RefSeq, a predicted model, not a curated record